UAACAUGAAUCCAGCCCGUCUUUGCUGUUAGCGGACUCGGCCGCUGAAACAGCGCUAAACGCACAGCGCUGGGAAAGCCGCACAGCAGCCAGCAACUCGCCACAACAACCCCCCGGCCACGGCGCCCAGGGCCCGAUCUUCCGGCGGCUCGUCCAGCAUGCGGCCCAGAAACUGUGCCGACCCGGAUGCGAGCCCCGGCCACUACAUCUGGCUCCCUAGUCAGCGCUGGCUAAUCGCGAGUCGAGCCGUCAAAAUCGAUUCCACGUUCCAUCCUUCUGCCUCGUGCAAACCCUUGGAACCCUUGGAACCCUUGGAAGCAGCGCCAUUGAUCCUUUCACCAACAACCACCAGCAUCGCAUCAGCACUGGCCCGAUCGCUGGUUCGUUCCGGACGCUGCUUGACUCGCACGCGCAGCACGACAAGGCCGGAAACGAGGCCGCAGAACGCAUGGCCACCCCCCUGUCUCGAGACUCGACGCUCUACCCCUCUUGCUGGCUGCAUCUCUCUGCUUGCUUGUUCUUUGCCGGCCUCUCUCAGUCUCAGUCUUAGACUCAGUUUCUAGUCUCGCCAGUCCUAGUCACAGUCACUGCAAUCAGUGUUGGAUCCAUUGAUUCCAUACCACACUGUCAACUAACCGGCAGAUACACCAAAGCAUUCA
Trichoderma harzianum CBS 226.95 is the source of this 658-nucleotide messenger RNA. RefSeq lists its product as hypothetical. The transcript has a single exon. Bases 158 to 562 code for a protein of 134 amino acids. The record is from RefSeq and is a predicted model, not a curated record. NCBI's taxonomy places the organism in Eukaryota, Fungi, Ascomycota, Sordariomycetes, Hypocreales, Hypocreaceae.